AACCGUCCUUUCUUUAACCUUACCUGAUAAAAAUGACGGAUAUAGACAAGUGGAUUAAUAUAGCUAAAGAAUGUAAAUACCUCCCUGAAAAUGAUCUUAAAAAACUAUGCGAUAUUGUAUGUGAUCUGUUACUAGAGGAAUCGAAUAUUCAGCCAGUAUCAACUCCAGUUACUGUUUGUGGUGAUAUUCAUGGUCAGUUUUAUGAUUUAGAAGAGCUGUUUAGAAAUGGAGGGCAAGUUCCAUUCACAAAUUAUGUAUUUAUGGGAGAUUUUGUGGAUCGAGGAUACUAUAGCCUUGAGACAUUUACAAGACUUCUUACCCUUAAAGCACGGUGGCCUGACCGCAUUACAUUGCUUCGAGGAAAUCACGAAUCUCGCCAGAUAACCCAAGUUUAUGGUUUUUAUGAUGAGUGCUUUAACAAAUAUGGGAAUGCAAAUGCUUGGAAAUAUUGUUGCAGAGUUUUUGAUUUGCUAACAAUUGCUGCUCUGAUUGAUGAGGAGGUAUUAUGUGUUCAUGGAGGCCUAUCUCCCGAUAUAAUGACCUUAGAUCAAAUUAGAUGUAUAGAAAGGAAUCAAGAAAUUCCUUACAAAGGUGCAUUCUGCGACUUGGUUUGGUCAGAUCCCGAAGAAGUUGAUACUUGGUCUGUAAGUCCCAGAGGUGCAGGUUGGCUUUUUGGAGCUAAGGUGACUCACGAGUUCAUGGAUAUCAAUAAACUUAAACUUAUUUGUCGAGCCCAUCAGUUGGUACAUGAAGGUUUUAAAUACAUGUUUGAUGAUAAACUGGUAACGGUCUGGUCAGCACCGAAUUAUUGCUACAGAUGUGGAAAUAUUGCUUCAAUAUUAGAAUUCAAAACAACGGAUGCCCGUGAAGCCAAACUGUUCUCAGCCGUUCCAGACUCUUUCAGGGUUAUACCAGCGAGGAACACAACACCCUAUUUCCUAUAGCACUUCACCUCAGUAAGACUUAUAAUGAUGGAUAAACUAAGCCAAGUGUGAUCUGACAGCUGUGCUAUUUAUAUUUUUUAGUACCUGUGAUCAUUGAAAUGUAUUUAUUUUAUGUUCAAUUUUUCAGUAGAUAUUGAAUUGUGCUUCUUCGGGCGAAUCUAAUUAUGAAAUAUUUAGAUAGAAUUAUGUGCCUACUUUAUAUUUUUCUUUCCAUCAUUGUAUAUGUUGAUUUUAUAAACUAAGUUAGUCUAUAUACAUUCGUGUGUCUUAGUCGAAAGUGUGUGAUAGCAUUUGAUGUAAUUUUACGAAUGCAAAAGACUGGAAUGUUAGUCUCAAUAUCAUCAUUAAUAAUUCCAUUGUUUAGUGUUCUGUGAAAUCGAAUUUUAACAUUUGCUUAAUAUAAGUUAUAUGUUUCAACCUUUCCAUAAUAAUAUUUAUAAACGGUAAAGUGAUUAUAAUAACAUUAAAGUGUUGUGGUUUUAACACUUAUUCAGUUGUGUUUGCUAAGAACCUACGACAUAAUUGCUUAAUAACUGUUGAAAAUUUAAAUAGUUAUAGUAAUGAUAUUAAAUAAUCGUUAUUAAGGAAAGUCAUAUACUAUAGUUCAAAAUUUACUUUUGGUUUGG
Molecule: messenger RNA, 1570 nt
Organism: Nezara viridula (southern green stink bug)
Lineage: Eukaryota; Metazoa; Arthropoda; Insecta; Hemiptera; Pentatomidae
Source: the annotation of a GenBank genome assembly